This is a messenger RNA of Misgurnus anguillicaudatus (oriental weatherfish), 4056 nucleotides long. RefSeq names its product testis expressed 2, like (gene tex2l). Gene Ontology annotation, molecular function: lipid binding. Lineage: Eukaryota; Metazoa; Chordata; Actinopteri; Cypriniformes; Cobitidae. Gene Ontology annotation, cellular component: endoplasmic reticulum. The record is from RefSeq and is a predicted model, not a curated record.
ACUACGCUUGGCCAGAUCACAUCUGGAUGGAUGAAGGCUGUGAGGGGGGAGGAGUUAGUUUUCAUCCAGGUUCACAUACAGUAUAGGGAUGUACGAAAGAAGUGCAGUAAUCAUUCAAAACUACGAGUUUUAUUUUGGAGGAUCCAGAUUACCUACCGACACGCGCGCAUUUGCACGGCACCGCGAGCGCAAUGAUGCCAUAAGCGCGCGCUAUCGGGCUUUAAUGUAGCAGUAUUAAAUCUGAUAACAAGCUGUGUGCAGACUUAUGAUUCAUGCAAGACGUUUAAAGAAAGUGUCAGCAGUCGUGAAUGAAUCUGAGAAGUGCGACUUCAUAUUACUGACAGGACGGCGUUAAGAUGCUAUUAUUUGGAGAUCUGAAGAUCCCUUGGUGCGGAAAUUAGAUAUACACCAUGGCAGGGAUGACAGGAAAUGAAGAAAUCCACAAAUUGCCAUGUGAGAUCCAGAGGCCGAGCCUAAAGCCUCUUCCACCUGAGCAGCAGACAGCAGACAUGGACAAAAAGGGUAUCGUGAUCCAUCUGACUGGCACUGAGGGUGAAUGGGACAGUCUUGAUGACAGUGACCUCAUAUUCACAAUGGACUGUGAUGGCCAAAAGUCACUCAGCUCCCUUCCAAAGAAAAUACCAUGUUCGGUAGACAUUCAGGCUGAGGAGGACUGGAGCCUCAACUCAUCUGCAUCCAACGUUCCUCUCUCUCCAUCUUCCCAAGACUCUUUCACCCUAAACUCUGGUUUCCUAUCACCUACCCACCGGCCCUUGGCCAGCUUUGUAAAGUCUUUGUCUACGGAGUUGGAUCUAAAAGACUCAUCUCUGAAGCCCAAGCCGCUUCUCAGCCUCGUCAAAUCGAUUUCCACCGAGCUUUCCCGCAGCGAGCCCGAAGUGUCCCAAUCCAAGUCCGAUUCUAAGCUCAAUCUGCACCUUUUUACACAAUUCACUCAGUCUAAAAGCCGCAAAGGCGAUUCUCACACUGCCCCUCCGUCUCCGGUCAACCUGUCACCAACUGAGCCCAAAGCCAGUUUCUUCAAAAUGGAGCUUGAGGACACUCGACGCAAAUUCUCAGAGGCCGUGCAAGAACCUUUAAACAUGUUCAGUAAGAUCAUGCGUGAGGACAGUGUCGGCAGUCCCAAACACCAAAGGAGCACAGGGUCAAUAGACUCCCCAAGCUACAAAGGUUUUGGAAUUGCGAAAUCGCUUACUGACUUGACAGUAGGCGAAUCUCCUAAGAGUGGAAGGAAAGCAGAUUGCGAGAUGCUGCCGCGGUGCAACUGGCCGGUGAAACACCGCAAUCGAUCCUGCCGUGCAUGUGAACACCAUAGUAGACAAGAAGAAGCUGGACCUGUGAUGAAAUCUAGCACAAAAAAGAAAAGGAGUGAUGUGGCAGACCAAUACCCCUCAUCUGUUCCAGUGGGUCUUGCCUAUGUAGCAUUGCUAUCAUACUGCUAUUUUAUCUUGCCAUUGUCACCUUAUUGGUCAGGCCUGUUUCUCGGGUUAGCAUUCGGGUUUGUGCUGGGGCUUAUGCUUAUCCGAUGGAGCUCCACUGGACGUUCAUCUACCAAGCACCAAAAUAGACCAAAUUUUCUCCUUGAGCCUCAACAAAGCAAAGGUAUUUUUCUCAAGGGCUGGAUGAAUGAAAUGUACACAUAUGAUAUAGAGACCUACCACCCAUCCCUCAUGCACUCUGUGUUUGUCACAUUGGAAGGAGCCUAUUUGCGGCUUGACUACCCCCGUAACAACAUUCCCCGCUGGGCCGCCUUUGAUGAGAACUGCUACGAAAAGAAUUUCACCCACUCUCGGAUAUUUAGACUCACUGGCAGCAAGGUAUUUCUUAUGCCAUUGGCUUUGGCACACAAGAGAGUGUGGAACAGGAAGUAUCCCAUUUGCAUACGUUUGGCUGAAGAAGAAAUGAAUGUGGAGGAGGAGACAGCUGAGGGACAGGGGGUGAGACUGAAAGCGGAGAAGCCCAUUGGCCGUCCUAUCACACUGUUCCUCUUUGGAAGGACGGGGCGGGAAAAAGAGGAGUGGUUUCAUCGACUGCUUUCUGCAUCCAGUUACAACGAAGAGGACCAUUUUGAAUGGAUACUUGACAAAUCUGCAUUGCAUGAGGAAAACCCUUUGGGUAUCUUACAUGGUGCUGAAAGCAAGGAGAGCAAUGAAGAUGUGUUUCACAAUGACCCGGUUGGCAAAGCAAAGGAUAACAUUUUACCAGACUAUACUUCCUACAUGAUCGGUCUAAUCUUCUCAGGAUAUGCGAGUCCUCUGCCAAGCCCCUGCCAUUGUAGCCCCCAAAGUAGUCCCACUGACAAACAGCAGCACAACUUUUGCAGCCAUGACGAUGAAACAAGGCCUGUCUGGUUGAAUGCUCUGAUUGGCCGAAUCUUUUGGGACUUCCUUCAUGAGAAAUACUGGGCCGAUCAAGUGGCAUCAAAGAUACAACGGAAGCUAAGCAAAAUCCGGCUGCCUUACUUCAUGGAUGAACUGACCCUUUCCGAACUGGCCAUGGGCUCCAGCAUGCCCCAGAUAACAGGCACGGCUUUGCCACAGGUCAACAGCAGAGGUCUUUGGUUGCAUAUGGAGGUGGAGUACACAGGGGCUCUACAGAUGAAUCUGGAGACCAAGAUAAACCUCUCCAGACUUGGGAAGGAGGGAGUCCUGGAGGGAGACACAGAGCUUGAGACCAUCAAUGAUUUGAGCAGGUCUAGGCUCUCAGUGCUGGCUGACAGUGAGGAGGAAUCCUCAAGUGCAGGAUCCUCAGAUGAAGAAGAAAUGUCAUCUGUUGACACACAUGGAGCUCCCACAGAGAAGACCCAACCUGCUGCUGAGGGAGCCGCAGCUGGUGGCAGCACUAGUAGGCGGAUUUUGAGAUUUGUCGACAAGAUUGCUAAAUCAAAAUAUUUCCAGAAGGCCACCGAAAAUGAAUACAUAAAAAAGAAGUUUGAAGAAAUGUCCAACACCCCUCUGCUGCUCACGGUGGAAGUUCAAGAGCUCUCAGGAACACUUGCUGUCAACAUACCACAUCCCCCUACAGACAGAAUAUGGUAUGGUUUCUGCGUGCCCCCGAAGCUUGAUCUAAGAGUCAUACCUAAGCUUGGAGAGCGAGAAGUGACCUUCUGUCAUGUGACGGAGUGGAUAGAGAAAAAGCUUAAGGAUGAAUUUCAGAAAGUUUUAGUUUUGCCCAACAUGGAUGACAUUUACUUACCACUAAUGCAUUCUGGGAUGGACAAUGUACACCCUGCACAAGUGUCCCAUCACUUCACUGAAAGGUGUGAUCUGGAACAUUCUUCAGAAUUAUAGUAGUGCCUCCUUGUGGACAGACAUAAAAAUGCAAUACUUUCAUAAACUGUAAAAAAUAUUCAGUUUCAUUUAUAAAUCAAAGCACAGUUUUAGUAGGUUUCAAAUAUGCUUAAGCAAUAAGUUACAACAGGCUGUGGUUUAUUGUUGUUUAUGAUAUAGUCAUGGACACUUUUAUAAAUAGUUACCACAUAUUAGAAAUAUCAAAGGGAUGCUUCAGCCAAAUAUCAAAAUUACCUUAUGAUGUACUCACCCUCAAGCAAUCUGAGAGAUACAUAUGUCCAUCAUCUUUCAGACGAACACAUUUGGAGUUAUUUGAGUAAAUUUCCUUGCUCUUCCAAUCUUUAUAAUGGUAGAAAAAAGGGAUAAACUUCUGACUUUAAAGCCCCAAAAGUGCAUUCAUCCUUCACAGAGGUAAUCCACACGGCUCUAAUGGGUUAAUAAAGGUCUUCAGUGGGUAAUUGAUGAGAUUUUAUAUGAAAAAUGUUCAGAUUUGAAACUUUGUAAACUGUAAUAACUAGCUUCCGGUAACGGCACCAUCUUGGACUCACACGAUUCACAAUAUUUUUAGCGUAAUGAGCGUUUGUUGCCAUGGGUACGUUGCACAGUGCCGUGAAUCUCGUGAGUCCAAAUGGCGUCGUUACUGGAAGUUAGUUAUUAUAUUUUAUAAAGUUUACUUUAUAUAUUUAUAUCAGGGAUACCUUAUCUCCAUUUUCUCCCAUUAUAAGCUUCGGAAAAAAUAACUCCAAAU